Boeremia exigua is the source of this 1710-nucleotide messenger RNA. RefSeq lists its product as uncharacterized. The record is from RefSeq and is a predicted model, not a curated record. The transcript has 2 exons. Lineage: Eukaryota; Fungi; Ascomycota; Dothideomycetes; Pleosporales; Didymellaceae. Bases 38 to 1594 code for a protein of 518 amino acids.
UCACCUGCCACGGCCAGCAAGCUUAUCAUAUCGCGUGAUGGUUGGGUCGACGAAUACCUCGCCUGCCUUCACUAGGCUUCCCACUGAGCUUCUGAUACAAAUUCUGGAACAACAACACUAUGUAGCGGACACGUAUGAGCGAAAUAUAAUCGACUUCGCUACACUCAAAUCACUCCGUCUAGCCUGCAGGCAGUAUGCCUAUCUUCCGGCGCUUCUAGCGGAUAUCUUUCAACACAUCCGGAUCGAGGCGUCGCCAGAGCAAGUGAAAGUUGCCGAAUUGCUUGAUCUGUCAUCUAUGAAACCUUAUGUCAAAGCUAUCACAAUGGUACCCUCAAAGUAUACCUGGACCAUGACCGAAGGCAAAUUCCAGCACAUCAUUUGGUCUCCCCGAGCUGAAGAGAUAUUUGAUGAGAAAUUCUCGGUCAACGACUCAUCCGCAUUGGGAAGGCAAGAGAUCAAAGAAUUAGGGUUGGUUAGUUUCGUCGAGAAGCACACAGAUGGGGCCAUGCCUUUCACCAAAGGCGAAGUCGCAACUGGCUACGAGCGCUACAUGCAGCAUGCACGACGAACUCGGGAAAUGUUCGAGACAAAACAGAUAGACCGCGCGUGGUCCAGGUUGCUUGCCGAGCUACCGGAUGUGGAUUCGUUCAAUAUUGGACUCUGGAACUUUGACAGCAGCACAGACCAGAACUGGCGAAAACGGGGCUGCGACCUCCAGAUACACGGCCACGGUUAUGGCAUCCCAGGACAUGAAUAUGAAGCUUGCCGGCAGCUCCAUGCGCCCGUGGGAGAAGCGCUAUUCAGAGCAGCCAUUGCAGCUUUAACCACCGCUCGGUCCAACGUAUCGCGUCUGGAGAUUGAGUGCGUCGUCGACGGGGAGUUUACAUGGGCGGACGAUGAAACGUUGGACGGGCUGAACCUUUCCCGACUGCAGAGUCUGGUCUUUGACCCGAUUGGAGCAGACUGGCGGGAGGCGGGCAAUUGGUCGCGUGAGCACAAAGCUGCUGCUGGUGCGCGGUGUGGUCUUGCACUGGUAACACUCCUCAACAAGUGCAGUUCCAGUCUGCGUGAACUAAGCUUCUUUCCGCAGCGUAGUGGCAAUUACUUCGACUGGCCGCCCGCGGCACCGAAUUGGCCUCCAGUAUUGCCAGCCCUCGGCAGUCUCACAACGGGCACAGGGCUCGACCUAUCCGGAUUUGCACGCUUUUUACUUCAAUCUCCUGCUCUGGUCUACCUCCGACUUGAUGGCUCUGAGUGGCGCCGGGGAGAGUGGCGCGAGCUUUGGGAUGCUAUACGCAAUCAUCCCAACCGCAUGACUCUCAAUUUCGAUCAGCUUCCCUGCAGCAACUACGGAGAGUGUAGUGUGUAUCAUUACACAGGAGAGGCCAGCACUCUAGAUUCCGAUGAGGACCAGUGGGACAAUGUUCAGUACUGUCUAGAGAACUACCUAUCUGGGAGAAGCCCAUGGAACCGCACAUUAACACUAUGGUUUGAAGAGAGCGACUUUGAGUUCAGUGACUCGGACAAUGACGAAAGUGAUAGCGCUGAGAAUGACAGCGGUGACGAUACCGGUAUAGAUGUAUCAACCAGCUAGUCUGACAAGAGAACCCGUAUCUUGGGUACACUGCACCAUUCGAAUGGCGCUCGCACACAGGGGUUCAAGACUUUCAAUGCAGAAUGGACUAUGCACAGCUGCAGCAGGCAACCAGU